Messenger RNA from Anoplopoma fimbria (sablefish), 2180 nucleotides. RefSeq names its product melanotransferrin (gene meltf). Gene Ontology annotation, cellular component: plasma membrane; recycling endosome; early endosome. Gene Ontology annotation, biological process: iron ion transport. Bases 9 to 2180 code for a protein of 723 amino acids. Lineage: Eukaryota; Metazoa; Chordata; Actinopteri; Perciformes; Anoplopomatidae. The record is from RefSeq and is a predicted model, not a curated record. The transcript is spliced from 16 exons.
UAGAAGCCAUGGCCAUCUGGAGGACAGCAGGAGCUCUACUGCUAAUACUACAAACUGUGUUUGGCCAAAGCAACAUCAGAUGGUGCACCAUCUCAGAUGAAGAGCAGAGGAAAUGUCAGACCAUGUCGAAGGCUUUCGCCGCAGUCUCCAUCCAACCGUCCCUCAGCUGUGUCAGCGGCCAGACAGUAGACGGCUGCGUUCAGAAACUAGAGAAAAAAGAAGUAGAUGCCUUGUCCAUGUUCAGCACUGACAUCUAUAAUCUGGGGAAGACGGUUUCCUUCAAGAUUGCUGCCAGUGAAACAAAAGCUGAUCACACCGGUGCUUCCUACUUUGCAGUGGCUUUGGUGAAGAAAGCAAAUUCUGGCAUCAACAUCAACAACCUGGCAGGAAAAAAGAGCUGCCACACCGGUAAAGGCCGAACAGCUGGCUGGAAAAUGCCUUUAGGAUAUCUCAUAGACCAGGGCUACAUGUCUGUGAUGGGCUGCAAGAUCUCUGAGGGUGUGGCAAAUUUCUUCAAUGCCAGCUGUAUCCCUGGAGCAAACGAGAAGGGGGACCCCCCGUCUCUGUGUCAACUGUGCAAAGGAGAUGAUACUGGACUGCACAAAUGUGAGAUGAGCAACAAAGAGAGAUACUACAGCUACGAAGGAGCGUUCAGGUGUCUGGCUGAGGAUGCAGGAGAGGUGGCCUUCAUCAAACACACAACUAUUGAGGAAAACACUGAUGGUCGUGGUCCAGCCUGGGCAACAACACUGUUGUCAUCGGACUAUGAGCUGUUGUGUCGUGACGGCACCCGAGCUCCUGUCUCUCAGUGGAGAACAUGCCAUCUGGUCCGCAUCCCAUUUCGUGGGAUUGUUGUCCGCAAUGAUGUCACUCCUUCUAAUGUGUUCCGAAUGCUGAAGGAGGGCCAGGAAAAGUCAGGCUUCAGCAUGUUUUCGUCUGUGGAAUAUGGCGGAGGAACUGUACUCUUCUCUAGCUCAUCCACCAAUUUUCAAGCGGCAGAGUCAGACGACCCCAUAAAGUGGAUGGGUCGCUCGUAUUAUAAUGCUCUGCGAGCCAUGGACUGUAAACCUGAAGAUGCGCUGCGGUGGUGUGUGUUGUCCAACAGUGAGCAGCAGAAGUGUGCUGAAAUGGGUGUGGCCUUCCAAAGUAAAGGUCUGACUCCCUACAUCAGGUGUGUCUACGGGGACUCUGUGACUCACUGCAUGAAGCUAAUCAAGAACAAGGAGGCUGAUGCCGUCACUCUGGAUGGAGGUUACAUCUACUCAGCAGGCAAAGAGUACGGCCUGGUCCCUGCAACCGGCGAGAGCUACACAGAGGACCGUGAUGGUUCCAUGUACUAUGCAGUCGCAGUGGUGAAAAAAAGUAGUGUUGACAUCCGUAACCUUGACAACCUGCGCGGCCUUCGCUCCUGUCACACCGGAUACGGUCGCACAGCUGGCUGGAACGUUCCCGUGGCAACGCUGAUGGAGAGAGGCCUGAUCACCCCUCAGCACUGUCAGAUACCUCAAGCGGUGGGAGGGUUCUUCAAGCAAAGCUGCGUACCAGGUGCCAACCAGCCCGGUUUUCCUGACAACCUGUGUGGUGUGUGUGUGGGCGACAGCACUGGAAAGAACAAAUGUGAGAAAGGAAAAGACCUGUAUGAUGGAUACAACGGUGCCUUCAGGUGUCUUGCAAAUGGAGAUGGAGAUGUGGCUUUCAUCAAACAUACUACUGUCUUCCAAAACACUGAUGGUUUCUCUAGUGAAUCAUGGGCAGCGGAUCUCCUGUCUUCAGACUUCCAGCUGCUCUGUUCUCAGAACACUAAAGCAGAGGUCACACAGUACAAAUACUGUCACCUGGCUAGAGUCCCCUCCCAUGCUGUAAUGGUACGGGCCGACACCAACAUCCACGCUAUCUAUGGACUCCUGGACCGUGCACAGACAUAUUUCGGCAGUGACACAGGUACUGGUUUCAAGAUGUUUGACUCAAAUGGCUUCGAAGGCACAGAUCUCAUCUUCAAAGACUCCACUGUGCGCCUCGUGGGCGUUGGUGACAGAAAGACCUACCAGGAGUGGCUGGGCCAGGGCUACAUGGACUCACUGGUCAACAUGGAGUGUAGCUCAUCGAGUGCAGUGAUGUCCUCUGUAUGGCUGCUGCUGCUGGCCCUGUUCAGCUUCAUGCUGACAAACCUCUGGAUGUAA